AGCGCACGAGUGCGGAUCGGGUUCGGAUACGGUUACGGAUAUCUGAUUCAAUUUACUCGUGAACAUCUUGAACGCAGCCGUUGCCUGGAUCAUUAUUCCCCACGAGCUACAAAAAAAUAAAACAAAAAAUCACAAAAAAAAAACCAACAAAAAGAAAUGCGAGCGAGCGAGCAUCGAGACAGCCAAGCCCUAAAUGGAAAAGUGAAAAACUAUCUUAAAAUUGUGCAAUAAAAAAUAAAAGCAAAUUAAACGAAGGAAUCAACAUAAAAUUGUCGAAACGAAAGAAGAAAGAAAGAAAUUAAUUAAGACUGAAUUUGAGGCGAAGUGUUAGUGUUUUGUUUGCGUGAUCGUGCAGUUAUUGCCCCAUAAAUUCGCCCACAAAUAUUUACAGAAGUUUAUUGCACUUGCAAUCGAGUGAAAAUCAAUUAUAAAAAAAGUAAAUACAAAAAAUAAACAAAUAAAAUCUUUCGUUAUAAUUUGAUUGCCAUUAUUAUACGCAGUUAUCGGUCGACUGGUGUUUUACUAACCAUGAAAACGUUGGAAAGUGUGCCAAUCUGAGAAAAUCAUAAACCAAAAGUUGUGUUGUUGUUUAAAAAGCAGCACUGGAAAAGUGCGAAUGCAAGUGCGUGAUCAAGAAAUAUCUGUGGCAAAAAUGCUAACAGUCAGUGAAAAUUAAAUUUGAUAAACCACAAGCCAACUACAGUUUAUUGUUCUCAUCAAAAGUCGAGUGAAACCCAAACUCAUCACCAUCGUUAAGAGCGUUUAAGAGACAGUCGAAUUAAACUUCUGUGCAACGAACCAAUUACAGCCAUUUAUGACUGGCAACCUUACAGUUAAUUGAGAGUCUAACAUGCGCCCGGCACGUUACAGAUGAAGCAAGCAACUUUAAUCAGACACAGACACAGAACCGCAGACCCGAAGAUGUGGCCCAAACAGCGUUGGCUAGUCAAGAGAGCAACUGCUGCGAUACCAGCGAGGAGCACACACCAAAUACUAGAAGUAUUACUAGCCUUAAUCUUAGUCAAUGGCCUUGCCUCAGCGACAGCAGCGCUUAUCACACCACCGGAUAGCAUCAGCAGCAGCAACAACAACUUCGAGUAUGAUUCGUUAUCCUCAAACGAGGAUGACGACAGUCCGUCGUCCUUGCCCAGUUUCUAUCGCAGUCCGCAUCGCCUUGAUGGCUACUAUACGCCAGCGGAUCUGCAACGUAGCCACAACUACAAGAUUAGCCCAAAGCCGUGCUCCUUUGGUCGCGUCGAGGGCACCUGCAUGUUUGUCUGGGAGUGCAUCAAGUCCGAGGGCCAGCACGUGGGCAUGUGCGUGGACUCGUUCAUGUUCGGCUCCUGUUGUGCCCACAACUACACGGAUAACAUUGUGCUGCCCCAGACCGCCUUCUCGUACACUCGACCCACUAAACCGUUGUCGCUGAGGCCGCGACCGCCACCUCAACCCCACAAGCCGCUGAUCAGCGGAAUGACAACCAUAGAACGUCCCCAUGGUGCUGGAACCUUGGUAAUUCGCCCAUCAGGUCCUCAUCAUCAAGGCCCACUGUCCAGGCCACAUCCAAAACCAACGUCGCCGCCGGAUCUGCAUAGUGCGGCCAGCCAGGCGACGGCCAGUUCCAAUAGUAUUUGGCAUACAUCAACGAACCAGCAGCAGGCACAACAUCAUCACUGGCACAUGACCACCGAGCCAAGUUUUAUUACCAAGCCACGACCCACCGGCUGGACCAAGCCCGGCAUCGUCAAUUUGCCAGCACCUCAGCGCCCCUCGAAGCCGCCAAAGCCCACAAAGAAGCCGAUUGUAUACGAGCGGCCACCGCCACCGUCACCUCAAACUCCAACGCCGGCGACGUCGUCAACGACAAUGAUUCUGUUUGGCCAGACAAAACCAAAACCCAAACCCAAACCGACCAGGCCUCAGCUGUCGCCGGCCACAUCAUUAGCCGCAUCGUCCUCAUCAGCAUUGCCAGCAACAUCAGCAGCAGCAACAACAACAACAACAACAACGAAGGGCUCAACGACCACAACAACGACAACAACGAGGAGAACGACAACUACAAUGACAACGACCACAAGAAAACCCAUAAAGCCCUACCAACGGCCCACCACAGUGGGCACAACAACAACAAUGAGUACGACAACAACUACAGGAGCAGCUGCAUCGGCAGGAACAACAUCAACCGGGAGACCAAGUCCAAGUCCAAAUCCAAGCCAGAGACCAACGCCACAGCUGCCCACACGCUUGCCAGCCACAUCGGGCAUUGAAUCCAAUGAGAUAACGGACUCCUCCACACAUGAUGAAGCCGGCAAUGCGGCGACAAUGCUGGGCACCGUGAGGACCAUUUCGGCAGCACGAAGCGAGUGCGGAGUGCAGAUGCUGACGCGUCCAGAGACGCGCAUUGUGGGCGGCAAGAGUGCAGCCUUCGGUCGUUGGCCCUGGCAGGUGUCUGUGCGACGCAUCUCGUUCUUUGGUUUAUCCAGCACCCAUCGCUGCGGUGGCGCUUUGAUCAACGAGAACUGGAUAGCCACGGCGGGGCACUGUGUGGAAGACUUAGUUAUCAAACAGAUACGCAUACGCGUGGGCGAAUAUGAUUUCUCGCAUGUGCAGGAGCAGCUGCCAUACAUUGAGUGUGGCGUGGCCGAGAGGGUGGUGCAUCCCAAGUACAACUUCAAUUCGUACGAAUACGAUUUGGCAGUGGUGAAGCUGGAGCAGCCGCUGGAAUUUGCACCGCAUAUCAGUCCCAUUUGUUUGCCCGAAACGGACAGUUUGCUGAUUGGCAUGAAUGCCACUGUCACUGGCUGGGGUCGUCUCAGCGAGGGCGGCACACUGCCCUCAGUGCUGCAGGAGGUGUCCGUUCCAAUUGUGAGUAACGACAAAUGCCAUUCGAUGUUUUUGCGCGCUGGGCGUCAGGAAUUCAUACCGGACAUUUUCCUAUGUGCUGGCCAUGAAACUGGCGGCCAGGAUUCUUGUCAAGGCGACUCUGGUGGUCCACUUCAGGCUAAGGCGCAGGAUGGUCGCUUCUUUCUCGCCGGGAUUAUUUCGUGGGGCAUUGGCUGUGCCGAGGCCAAUUUGCCGGGUGUCUGCACGCGCAUCUCGAAGUUUGUGCCCUGGAUACUGGAGCAUGUCAGAUGAUAAUUGACAGAAUGAAUGGCUCCUCCACUCUUGUUAUUGUUUUAAUUUAUUAGUUAUAUCUUUAAGUUUGUGUGAUUUUAUUUUAAACGAAUCUUAAGCGUAGUUAGCUUCAAUUAAUAACAAUUUGCAUUAACAUUCGAUUUGUGCUCAACUCCCAUAACGUACAUGUAGUCAAGACUCCCCCAAUAAGUUAGUCUAGCGAAAAUUCUUUGUAGGCUGAUCUUAAGUUCUUUCUAUCGGAUUCGAAUCGUUUUAAAUGAUAUAAGAAGAGUAGCAUCGAUAUAUCUGUAUAUAGACUUAGUAAACGUAGCAAAAGUCAUUUUUAUUGUGCAGUUGUUGGUAUUGUAGUUUAGGCAUAUUUAACAAUUAAUUACAACUUAUAAUUUAUAAACAAAUUGCAUACAAACAUCAUUAUGUUGUAUCUUGCCCAAAGAACAAGUUUAUUUAUAAAGAUGAGCUCAAAUAAAUUUAUAACGAAAA
Drosophila albomicans is the source of this 3615-nucleotide messenger RNA. It is a transcript of the gene Sb, whose product is annotated as serine proteinase stubble. Gene Ontology annotation, molecular function: serine-type endopeptidase activity. The record is from RefSeq and is a predicted model, not a curated record. Gene Ontology annotation, biological process: proteolysis. Lineage: Eukaryota; Metazoa; Arthropoda; Insecta; Diptera; Drosophilidae.